UGACAAGUGGUAACUAUUAUCUUUAAUAAUGCGAUCCUCAAAAAACCUCACAUUAGUCGGUAACACCCUUGCCAAAAAUUACCUCACCUCCACUUUUCAUUAUGGUAAAUUUCCCCAACACCUCAACCACUUCGGUCAUGAUUUCCCCCAAAAAAUACACGUCCAAGUGGAGGGCGACUUUAUCGAACUCGUGCUCUUGGACACCUCUCAUGAUGAAACCAAGGCUCGAUUUCGACCGGACGUUUUUCCUCUGAGUGAUUUCAUUCUUGCCGUUUUUGCAAUCGAUAAUCACGAUUCGCUGAGUUACCUCGAGCACGAGUUUCACGAAGAGGCGAUACGCAGAUGUCCCGACACUCCCGUCAUACUAGUUGGUACGAAAAGCGACUUAAGAGGUGAAAAAAAGCAGGGUUUGGUCACCACUGAAGAGGUGGAAAGGGUGGCUGCUGCGAUUGGUGCCGUGGAUUAUGUGGAGUGUUCACCGAAGACAAAGUACAAGGUUGAAGAAGUUUUCGCCAAAGCGGCAAAAUUAGCUUUGGAGGAACGACCAAAGAAAAGGAAGAUGUGUGUUGUGGUAUAGUAAUAUCGUGUUAUACAAGUCAAAAAAUCUGACGCAAGUUGGGAAAGAACUAAGUAAGAUAAAUCAUAAAAAAUGUUAUAAUUUCAAUUUCAAAUAAACAUUUCAACAAUCA
Molecule: messenger RNA, 689 nt
Organism: Zophobas morio
Lineage: Eukaryota; Metazoa; Arthropoda; Insecta; Coleoptera; Tenebrionidae
Product: ras-like GTP-binding protein rhoA
Exons: 1
Coding region: 29-577 (182 amino acids)
Biological process (GO): small GTPase-mediated signal transduction
Molecular function (GO): GTPase activity; GTP binding
Source: RefSeq, a predicted model, not a curated record